CUUGUGAGACCGCGUUCAAGACAUUCAAGGCCCCGUCUGCCUCAUCUCGCCAGCUGCCAUGCCUUUCACCCACCGACUGCUUCACUUCUAGAGAGGGACAGCUUUGACUUCCAACUUUCUGGAGUCCUGUUUGACCAACGACCUCCGACCCUUUAUCUUCUCCUCACUUCUACCCGUAGCGCACGACUUCAUCCCGAGAGCAGCCUGAUCCAACCGAUUCCCCUCUAUCUUCCUAAUUGCCUGCGGUCUGAACCCCAUUUGCACCUCAUCUCAACUUCUGGGCCAUACCUUUCAAGAAAACCACAGUCUCACCGACCUGAAGACCAUUCCCCUCCUACUUCGUCUCAGCCAGACUCAUAUAAGGAGUUAGGCGAUCGACUAGCUCUCUGAGUGAACCAUGGCUGACCACAUUCCUUCUCAAUAUUUGACCGUCACCCUCGAAGAACUCGAUUCCCACGAACCUAUCCCCAAGCGAGUCGUCACCCUCGAAGCCCCAGACUGGGAGUUCAGAAUUGGCCGUGGCACUGGGGGUCGUAUUGAGGAAUUGACGCCUGCUGAAGACAAUGCAUGGUUUGACUCUAGAGUCCUAUCCAGACGUCAUGCCAUAUUACGGGCGAAUCCGGCGAUCAAGUUACUCUACAUCCAAGAUAUUGGCUCAAUGCAUGGCACUUUCUACGAUGGCAGAAGACUGAGUACGAAUGAGAGGUGGCCCCUUUGGCCUGAAGACACCGUGACAUUGGGCUCUGAUGUGAUUAGAGGAAGCUCCCACUUCAGUGCUCUGAGGCUAAAGGUCACUUGGGACUGGUGCGACGGAACUUUUCACAAACCGGACGCCAAUCAGGCGAACGCAAGAGUGUAUCGCAAUACCUUCUCAGCCGACUACAGUGACGAGGAAGCAUAUGGCGAUCCUUCUGCCCGCGUCUCGAGCGACCCUGAGGAAGACGAAUACGAGCCCUACGAGAAGAGUAAUGAUUACCAUUCGGAGCCUGAGGACGAAGUUCAGGCUAUACAAGAUUCCGUCCGUGAACCCAGCAUGGAAAUAAUCAUUCCUGAGGUGCGAACCUUCAGUGUUCCUGAAUCUGACGACGCAUCGAAUACUCCAAGUCAUGAUUCUGGCGCAGAUGUCUCGGAUGAAGACAGCCCAGUUUCCAGCCCGUUGAUUCCAAACGAUGGACAUGAAGACAAAGGUGACGCUCCUGAAGAGCUGUCUCACCUAUUCCUGGAUACUGGCGUCCAUGCUAUCCGUCCUGAUCACACAGACCCUUCUCAAAUCCUUGUUCCCAGCUCGGCCCAGCAAGCAGAGGUUCUUCCAGCCAUGGAUGAGAACGUCGCUGAAGAAGAUUCGUACGGAGAUGAUGAGCUUGAGAACGAACACUCGGACUCCAUCAACUCGCUGCGUAUCCCUCCUGUCAAGAUUGAUGAUCCUGAACAAUACCUGGCUGCCCGCACGAGUCCUUCGAGCGUGACGGAUCAUCCGGGACAUGCUCGAGCCCCAAGCCCAUCCGACGCGGCAAUGGUUAAGCCAUCGACCGAACACGGACUUCGCGCCACAUUGGCCGCUCCUCCGUUUUCGACAUUCGACUCUUCUGAGCAACAGCCUUUGUUUGACGACACAACCUCCGCACCAGGUCGCUCGACUUCUGCAUGGGCUGGUCAUAACUCAGUAUUGUACGAACCAGUCGCACAGCAGCUUGUACCGGAACAGUCUUCAACAGUCUACUACCCUUAUGCCCGUUAUACAUCGCUCUAUACCGAUCCAUUCGCAUUCAAACCCUUCGCGGCGCCACCGCCUUCACCACUCUCGGUUGCUAGUGUUAUCCCGCAACAGCAAGAGGUUAAGGAUGUCGACGGGGGAAAGAAACGCAAGGCUGAUCAGAUCUCUUCAGAUGAGCAUCUGGAUCCAGAUACAGUGUCUUCCGACUCCUAUUCGCCCAAAGUCGGAGACACACUCACCGCAAGUGCCACAGCCGGGGUCGGCGGUACCAGCAACGUUCUUGGAGAUACGUUUCUCAAUUCAUCAACUUCGGCUUUGGAGGUUGCUGAGAUUGCUCCAGCCAAUGGUAUCGAUAUGCCGGUACGGAAGAAGGCCAAAAAGAGCAAAGUCAAGGCUCCUGAGCUGCAUGGCACUGGCAAUAACAGUUUUGUCAAGACGGCUGGAGCAACCAUUGCGGGCAUGGCCAUCGGUGCUGUCGGCAUGUUCAUUGGGCUUCUGGCACUACCGGAAGACUACUUCAUGUGAACGACUUUACAACAAUUGCCAACGGAGUUGACGGGAUGAUCAUGGACUGCGAGGGAUUGGCUAUGGCUUCUAAUGGUUCGCAGGUUACAGGGUAACUUCUAUCAGUCAGAUGCAUGGAACUGGUAUGGGUGAGAUGAGGGUAUCAAGUUAUUGAAGUUGAUCUUUACGGUCCAAGGGAUUUCGGUGACGAGAGCAAGGAUGAGAGAAACGACGUGCUGUAAUGUGUACCGGGCAGGAGGUUUGAUGCCAUCCGGCGAGAAGUCAUACACUGUCCAGAAUCGAGCUUCUUACCACAAGCCGCGGACGCUGAAGUUGAAGCUGAAAUUGCGGAAAUGGUUGUGGGAUUGUUCAAGGCUGAUCAAUGGCAUGGAAGCUCCUGGACACAGGCAUCGCAUCAAGUCAACUUACAGUAGUUGUUCUAGUUCCCCCAAUAUCUUGAAGCCUUUCAUAUCCAGGAACAUUGCGUUUGGGGGUUUUCGAUACGAUUCAUGUUCACAGCAAGAGAGUCGAAUGACAAGGAAACGGCUUCAGUAUGUCUCUCAGAGAGAGUGAUGAUUCGGUAUUGAACCCG
Messenger RNA from Cladophialophora immunda, 2810 nucleotides. RefSeq lists its product as uncharacterized. The transcript is spliced from 5 exons. The coding region runs from base 398 to 2239 and encodes 613 amino acids. Gene Ontology annotation, molecular function: protein binding. The record is from RefSeq and is a predicted model, not a curated record. Gene Ontology annotation, cellular component: cytoplasm. NCBI's taxonomy places the organism in Eukaryota, Fungi, Ascomycota, Eurotiomycetes, Chaetothyriales, Herpotrichiellaceae.